AUGAAUGAACAAGAAAAGCUACAAAUUCACGAAGACCCGAUUCAAAAUAAACCAAUUAAAACAUCUGGUCUAAAACUACCGCUCGUCAAUGACAAUAACGACAACGACAUCAAAAAAACUUUCAUUAUUGACGAAGCAUCACAAAAAAAUCAAACGCUAUUAAAACAACCUUCAUCUUUACCAGAAGAAAAUAAACUUGAUUUAGCUUUUACAAAGCCUUAUAGACACUUGCAAAAUCUCGAAGUCGAAACGUGGCAAGAAAAAUUCAAAUUGAUUAAUGGCAUAAUCAUUGAUAAAUAUUCAGUCAAACAAUCAAUUGAUCCUGUGAUAAAUUAUAAAUAUUCACAAAAGCCGAUGAGUGCAUACAAGCAAUCACAAAAUAUGAAGAUUUCAUACACGUCAAAAAUAUGCGAUUCUUUUAUGCUUUCUGAGGGAAUAGAAAUUGAUGCAAGCUCAUCCGAAGAUUUAAAGGAUUUUUUCAUGCUAUUCAAUAUGAAUCCCAGAAAACAUUCAGGAAAUUCAUUUGUAAAUGAUCUAGAAACACAUGAUAUUUAUUGUGAGAUUGCAAGUGAGCAAAUUUCGAUUGAAUACAAUAUUCAAAAUAUUAAAAGCACUGCUGAAUUAAAACUUGCUGUUGAAAUAGCUUUGAAGUCAAAUACGCCAAUUGAAUAUUUAUACCACGUUUUUAAUAAGUUUGGACAUUUAUUCGCCAUUAAAAUAAUAAUUGGUAAUAAAUUACAAAGAAUAGUGCGCUUAAAUGGGAAAAUAAAUGAGAAAGAAGAUAAAAGGUCAAUUUGUUUACCAGAAUUUGAUGAAUUAGAUAAUGAAACUUUAAACCGCUGGAAAGAAGAAAUUCGACCACAUGACUCUUCGUAUCU
Molecule: messenger RNA, 878 nt
Organism: Ambispora gerdemannii
Lineage: Eukaryota; Fungi; Glomeromycota; Glomeromycetes; Archaeosporales; Ambisporaceae
Source: the annotation of a GenBank genome assembly